AUGGCCGCGGCUGAGAAAUCUCCCGCGAGCAGCGUGCCAGCCAGCCCUGCUCCCUCGCACAGCUCCACAGAAGGAGCAGAUAUUAAAACCAUCCUAACUCAGCUACCCUCCAAACUGGACCUCGAGGAAAUGUUCUCCAAAAUGGAAAGGAGCUUUGGCGCCAAGCUACAAUCUCUCCAUGAGGAGGUAAGCCACAUUGGCAAUAGGGUGCAAACACUAGAAGAGGAGGGGGAAACAACAGCCCUACAAAUGCAUAACAUACAAACUCUCCAACAAACCCAAAAUGAGGCCCUAAUAUUCCUACAGAGGAAAAUAGAGGACCUAGGCAAUAGGGGAAGGCGCAACAACCUCAGAAUUGGAGGCAUUCCUGAGACCCCUGAAGGAACAAGUGAAAAUAUCCCACAAACCCUCACAAAUCUCUUUAAUCAGCUGCUGGGUAGGCUGCUAGAUACACCCAUCAAGUUUGACCGCGCUCACAGAGCGAUCAGGCUGAGAGCGCUAACUAAUGAGAAACCAAGGGACAUUAUCUGCAGGCUCCAUCAUUUCCCCCUAAAAGAGACAAUCCUGCAAAAGGGCAAGCAAGUUAGAGACAUUACAUUUGGCAACUGUAAAGUACAGAUAUUUCAGGACCUGGUGCAAUCCACACUUAUCGUGAGAAGAGCACUGUGCCCAAUCACGAAGGCACUCUCAGACCGCAACAUACGAUUCCGCUGGGCAUACCUUUUUGCUUUAGUGGUGAACCGCCAAGGGAAGACAAACUCAAUCUCUACACCAGCAGACGUUCCGACGUUUCAACAAGCCUUAAGCAUACCCACAGACACGGUGGAAGAUUGGACUGGUCUCUACAUGGAACAAGACAAGCAACCACCCCAACGGGCCAAAUGGCAACGCACCCCCAAAAAGCGAAGGAGACGAACCCCCUCGGGAAAUGAACUGCCCUCAACACCAAAAGUCACCGCUACAAAACCGACCUAA
This is a messenger RNA of Pelobates cultripes (western spadefoot toad), 975 nucleotides long. NCBI's taxonomy places the organism in Eukaryota, Metazoa, Chordata, Amphibia, Anura, Pelobatidae. The record is from the annotation of a GenBank genome assembly.